AUGUCGAGCGGAUUCGACCGCCUGGAGAGGCUGUUCAGCUCCAAACGCAAGGCUUCGUUGGCUUCUCUUACGGUUGCUGAUUCUGGUAGCCCCCCAGCAGAGCCUCAGUUCCCUUCUCCUUCUUUCAUUCGCCCGACAGCCACUCGCAUGACAGCCCGAGAAGAAGUGAGCUUGCGACUUGCGACUAGCCGCUCUCCCUCUGUGCCGGACAUUGUUCCUUCUCGCCUGGGCUCACUGAGGUCUCAUUCUUCAAGUUCGGCCUUCAGUCGCUCACCUAUUCCAUCACCCUUUCUCCGUGACGCUCAGCCAGACUCUUUAGUGGCAAAGCUUCACGAGUACCAAUUUCCUAGCCCACCGAACCGAGAUUUGAGAGUACCUACCAUCACUACGGCUUUCAAUACAGUGACCACGGAUAAGUCUGAGAUUCCGAGCCCUCGUUCCCAAUCUCCGCUUCGCCUACAGAUUGCGCCUCGCGUCGACACUCCUCCAUCGCCUGGCUCGGCAGAUAAUGGAUCUUGCCGCCGCCAUUCUGAUCAGAGUAUUAGAGUUCCAUCACUUAUAUACAAUACCCCACCAACUCCAGAAGAUUCGCCCGAGAUGGUACCUGUGCGAAACCUUUUGGCCGAUUCUAAAAUAUUUGACAUUGCCAUCGAUAAAACGAUAUUUGAUGCAUUUGAGGACCAGAUCCUCCAGUCGUUUGACCACGCACCAUUGAAUGAUUCAUAUAGCGACUCGUCCCCCUCUGAAGCUUCUUCAGGCAGUUCCACCUUGAGAGAGCCCGAUUUCAAUGACUUUUUGAAUCUCAGCGACGACGACAUUGCCGAAUCGGCGCCUGAGACCCCUACUCCAGAAUCUGAAGAUGUAUCUGAAAAUGCAUUGGUACACUCUCCGACCUCUAUGGGAACUUUUAUUCCUCCAUUUAAGCCCACUGGCCCUUUCGAUUUGAUACUGACGCCUCCCCGCGCAAGUCGGCUUGCUACCGCCGCUGCUUUUGAAGCUGCCAGAAUUGCAAAGAAGCAUAAUUUCGACCUGGUAUAUGUUGUGAACAUUUGGCCAAGCGUGUUUCGUGGUCGAUCUUUCGACACUCAGUCUCCAAUCUCAUGUAAGACGCCCUCGUUCGGUCGGCUCUUGGCGGCUCAUGGGUUACACCAGAUGGCUGAGCCACUGCAACUAUCUGAAUUCAUGUAUAACAAGGUAUUGCGAGCUCAAGGAUGGAUCGAAUAUCGCAAUACGGAAGCACUACCGAAUGAGCACGCCCGAGGUUACGCAUGUUCCUUCUAUACCGGAAAGGAUUCUCAACGCCGCUUAAGUGAGGGCAAUAGUCCAGUUUCAGAUAUCCAAGUUAACCGAGGUAUCAUUUUUGCUGCCUAUAGAAGGCCCAGAAUUGGCGACUGCAAAUUGGGACGCAGCUUUACUGGAGCAGAGCUUAGCUCUCUGUAUGAAGAUGCCGAGACUUUGGUGGAGAUGUUGGUCGAUAUCCAUGCAAGCAACCGUCGAUGUCACCCGGCUUCCCACCACCACCGGCUCUGUGACGAGACUGGUCCUAUGCCCAUGCAGGAUAUUAACCUGCUGUCUUCAUAA
Messenger RNA from Trichoderma asperellum CBS 433.97, 1581 nucleotides. RefSeq lists its product as uncharacterized. The record is from RefSeq and is a predicted model, not a curated record. Lineage: Eukaryota; Fungi; Ascomycota; Sordariomycetes; Hypocreales; Hypocreaceae.